AUGCUGGCCCUUAGAAUUCCAGGCAGAUCGCAGCAAUUCCGUGUUGAGAAGGAUACCUUCGGAGAAUUGCACGUACCCGCGGAUAGAUACUGGGGUGCUCAGACGCAACGCUCUCUGCAAAAUUUCGACAUUGGAGGACCAGCAGAACGUCUUCCGCUACCCCUCAUCCAAGCCUUCGGCAUCCUCAAGAAGGCGGCGUCCGUCGUUAACAUUAGCUAUGGCAUGGAUCCAAAGCUUGGGGAAGCUAUACAGCAGGCCGCAGAUGAUGUUAUCUCCGGCAAGCUCAUAGAUCACUUCCCCCUCGUCGUCUUCCAAACUGGCAGCGGGACGCAAAGUAACAUGAACGUAAAUGAGGUUAUCUCCAAUCGUGCUAUCGAGCUCCUAGGAGGACAACUAGGCUCGAAGACGCCAGUGCAUCCCAACGACCAUGUCAACAGAAGCCAGAGUAGCAAUGACUCAUUCCCUACAGCAAUGCACAUCGCCGCAGUUACCGAAAUACAUCGUUCAUUAAUCCCUGCUCUCACCGAGUUGCGAGACGCCCUCGACGUGAAGGCCAAAUCCUUUGACAGAAUCAUAAAAAUCGGUAGAACACAUCUACAAGACGCCACACCGUUGACUUUAGGACAGGAAUUCAGUGGUUACGUGCAGCAGAUCACUAACGGUAUCGAGCGCGUGCAAGGGGUCCUACCGCGCCUCAGCUGCCUCGCUCAAGGCGGUACUGCUGUCGGAACGGGUCUCAACACGAAAAAAGGCUUUGAUGUUAAGAUUGCUGUUGAGAUUUCGAAGCUUACUGGCAUUCCCUUCCAGACCGCGCCCAACAAGUUCGAGGCCCUUGCUACGCAUGAUGCCAUGGUCGAGGCACAUGGCGCCCUCAAUGUGAUCGCCUGUUCUUUAAUGAAAAUCGCCAACGACAUCCGUUUCCUAGCAUCAGGGCCCCGCUGUGGCUUUGGUGAGCUCAGUCUGCCAGAGAACGAGCCUGGAAGCAGCAUCAUGCCCGGCAAGGUCAAUCCCACUCAAUGCGAAGCCAUAACUAUGGUUGCUGCCCAAGUCAUGGGUAACCAAACUACUGUCAGCGUCGCCGGUGCCAGCGGUCAAUUUGAGCUGAACGUGUUUAAACCCGUUAUCAUCAAAAACGUACUCCAAAGCAUACGACUGCUUUCUGAUGGUUGCCGUUCAUUCACGAAGAAUUGUGUUGUCGGAAUUCAAGCCAAUGAGAAACGCAUCAACGCACUGUUGAACGAAUCCCUCAUGUUGGCAACGAUUUUAAAUAGCCAUCUCGGCUACGACAACGUUGCCAAAUGCGCGAAGAAAGCUCACAAGGAGGGAACUACAUUAAAGGACGCCACGGUCGCCCUUGGCUUCCUGACCCCAGAGGAGUUUGACGACAAAGUUCGACCUGAACUGAUGCUGUAUCCGGAAUCUGACAACACAUCACAACCGUGA
Messenger RNA from Pleurotus ostreatus (oyster mushroom), 1443 nucleotides. RefSeq names its product fumarase fum1 (gene FUM1). Gene Ontology annotation, biological process: fumarate metabolic process; tricarboxylic acid cycle; malate metabolic process. Lineage: Eukaryota; Fungi; Basidiomycota; Agaricomycetes; Agaricales; Pleurotaceae. The coding region runs from base 1 to 1443 and encodes 480 amino acids. The record is from RefSeq and is a predicted model, not a curated record. The transcript is spliced from 12 exons. Gene Ontology annotation, cellular component: mitochondrion; tricarboxylic acid cycle heteromeric enzyme complex. Gene Ontology annotation, molecular function: fumarate hydratase activity.